CAGAGGCCGGGACGGCUCCCGCGGUGAGUGGUGAGGCCAGCCCAGCGCACUGCAGCGAGCGCCCCUCGCGCCCCACUCCGUCAGCCCCGGCGCCCCCGCCCUGCGCCCGCCAUGCCCGAGCAGCUCAGCGUCGCCGAGUUCCUGGCCGUCACCACAGAGGACCUCAGCUCCCCGGCCGGGGCUGCCACCUUCGUCGCCAAGAUGCCCCGGUGCCGGGGGGCAGCACUGGCGCGGGAGGAGAUCCUGGAAGGAGACCAGGCCAUCCUGCAGAGAAUAAAGAAGGCCGUGCGGGCGGUCCACAGCUCCGGCCUCGGCCACGUGGAGACCGAGGAGCAGUACCGAGAGGCCGUGGAGUCCUUGGGCAACAGCCACCUGUCCCAAAACAGUCACGAGCUGUCCACCGGCUUCCUGAACUUGGCCGUGUUCACUCGCGAGGUGGCCGCGCUCUUCAAGAACCUGGUUCAGAACCUGAACAACAUUGUCUCCUUCCCCCUGGACAGUCUGUUGAAGGGGCAGCUGAGGGAUGGGCGACAGGAUUCCAAAAAGCAGCUGGAGAAGGCAUGGAAGGACUAUGAAGCCAAAAUGGCCAGGCUGGAGAAGGAGAAGGACCGGGCCAGGGUGACAGGAGGGAGCUCUGGGGAGGUGGCCCAGGACACACAGAGAGAGCGGCGUGUCUUCCAGCUGCACAUGUGUGAGUAUCUGCUGAAAGCGGGAGAGAGCCAGAUGAAGCAAGGUCCCGAUUUCCUGCAGAGCCUCAUCAAGUUCUUCCACGCCCAGCACAACUUUUUCCAAGACGGCUGGAAGGCUGCUCAGAGCCUGUCCCCCUUCAUCGAGAAGCUGGCAGCCUCCGUACAUGCACUGCGUCAAGCCCAGGAAGAGGAGCUACAGAAGCUGACCCAGCUCCGGGACUCCCUCCGAGGGACACUGCAGCUUGACAGCAGAGAGGAGACUCUGAGCCGGAAGAACUCGGGAAGUGGCUACAGCAUCCACCAGCACCAAGGCAAAAAGCAGUUUGGGACAGAGAAGGUGGGCUUUCUGUACAAGAAAAGUGAUGGAAUUCGAAGAGUCUGGCAGAAAAGGAAGUGUGGAGUCAAGUAUGGCUGCCUGACCAUUUCACACAGCACGAUAAACCGGCCCCCAGUGAAGCUCACCUUGCUGACAUGCCAAGUGAGGCCAAACCCUGAGGAGAAAAAGUGCUUCGACCUGGUGACCCACAAUAGGACAUACCACUUCCAGGCGGAGGACGAACAUGAAUGUGAGGCGUGGGUGUCGGUGCUGCAGAACAGCAAGGACGAAGCCUUGAGCAGUGCCUUCCUGGAGGAGUCCAGCUGCGGCCCUGGUCCCUGGGGGGGCGCAGGGCUGGAUGGGGAGCCCCAGGACCUCACCAAGCUGCUCAUCGCCGAGGUGAAGAGCAGGCCCGGGAACGGCCAGUGCUGCGACUGUGGGGCUACAGACCCCACCUGGCUCAGCACCAACCUGGGCGUGCUCACCUGCAUCCAGUGCUCCGGCGUCCACCGCGAGCUGGGCGUGCGCUUCUCACGCAUGCAGUCCCUCACCUUGGAUCUGCUGGGCCCCUCCGAGUUGCUGCUGGCCUUGAACAUUGGAAACACUCGCUUCAAUGAGGUCAUGGAGGCCCAGCUGCCCGCGCACGGCAGCCCUAAACCCUCAGCUGAGAGUGACAUGAACGCCCGCAAGGACUAUAUCGUGGCCAAGUAUGUGGAACACAGAUUUGCGCGGCGAUCCACCCCCGAGCCUCAGAAACUCUGGACGGCCAUUUGCAACCGAGACCUCCUGUCUGUACUGGAGGCCUUUGCUAAUGGGCAGGACUUUGGACAGCCACUGCCAGGGCCUGAGGGACAGGCACCUGGAGAGCUCGCCCUGCACUUGGCUGUCAGAGUCGCCAACCAGGCCUCCCUGCCCCUGGUGGAUUUCAUCAUCCAAAAUAGUGGUCACCUGGAUGCCAAGGCUGCUGACGGGAACAGUGCCCUGCACUGCGCUGCUCUCUACAACCGACCCGACUGCCUCAAGCUGCUGCUGAAAGGGAGAGCCUCGCUUGGCACAGUGAACGAGGCAGGAGAGACAGCUCUGGACAUAGCCAGGAAGAAGCAGCACAAGGAGUGUGAGGAGCUGCUGGAGCAGGCCCAGGCUGGGACCCUCACCUUCCCUCUGCACGUGGACUACCCCUGGGGAAUCUCCACUGAGCCUGGCUCUGACAGUGAGGAGGAUGAGGAAGAGAAGCGCUGCCCUCUGAAGCCCCCAACCCAGGUCCGCUGGGCCAGUGGGAGGCUGGACAUCAGCAACAAGACCUAUGAGACCAUCACCAGCCUGGGAUCAGCUGUCCCUAAGAACCAGAGUGAGGAUUGCCCCCCACCUUUGCCGGUCAAAAACCCUUCUCGGACCAUGGCACAAGGGCGUGCAGGACAUGCCAGUGGAGAUCGUUCUGAAGUUCCCAGCCUGAGCUCGGAGUCCCCUGGGGCCUCUGAGAGCCUGGGCAGUCCAGCCUCCUCCUCCUCCAGCCUCACAAGCCCGGCAGAAUCUGGAGGUCCCAACCAAACCCUACCCAGCUCUGAAGAGGGCCUCUGGGAGCCCCCGGGCCCCUCCCGACCCAGUCUGACAUCUGGAACCACCCCUGCAGAAAUGUAUCCCCCUGUCAGGUUCAGCUCUGAGAGCACUCGCUCCUAUCGGCGGGGGGCCCGCAGCCUGGAAGACUGUCCUUCAGCCAAGCAGCCUCUACCCUGAAGGAACAUGCCGGGUGGCUUCACUGAAGGAGAUGGCUCAAGGACUGGGGUUCUCUCGACAAGUUCUGUGCAGCUUUUGCAAGAGUAGCUCCUUGCUGGCCCUCGCGUGCCUAAACCACCCGGAUGCAGAGCCCAGCGUUCAGAGCUCAUCAGACCAGGGCUGUGUUUCUUCCAUCAGUCUGGGGAGCUCCAGCCUGCCUUCAUCAUUCUGCAGACCAGGGAUUCUGCCAGACUAGGGACUGGCUUCUCAGCCAUUCAUUAGCCUUAUAUUCUUUGACUGAGCUCCAGCUCUUUGUCCAUUCCUGUGCUAGGCAUUACACACGCCACAGGAAUAAGACAAGGGUCCUGCAGAUGUGGUCUCUUUCUGGGCAGCUGGUCCCAAGAAUUAGGCUUGGAAAUGGGCAGGGCUAGAUUCCAGAGGAUGGUUCUGGGAUCAGGGGCAGAAUGACAAUCAGUUGGCUUACACCUGAGUAACACUGCACUUGUGUCCUGCCCAUAUCCAUUCUGGUUGGUCAGUGCCCAUGCUGUACUGGCUGUUAAAUAAAUAUUCUGAUUAUCACUCCUUUUGAGGGACAGCACAGCCUUGUGGGGGACCUCUGCUAGAUUCCCCAGCCAGGAAGUAGAGUAGAGCUCACCCCUAUUUGCCUGCUCUCAUUGAUUUAGCAAGAAGGAAAAGAAUGGUCUGGAAGGAUUAAUCCAUACUUCUCUCCUCUUUCUCUUGGUCAACUCAGGAGCCUUCCAGUCUCAGGGGAGGAAAGGGCCAAGAAAGGAGAGGGAUAGAAGUGGGAGAGCAGAAACUUACAGAUUCUGCUUCCUAGUGCCAGAAAACCCACCAUUGCUUUCAGCCCCAUAUUGGAAAACAGAUACACCUAAGCCAUCAUCAAUCUCUAACACAUCAGCUUUAUGGGCACUGGGCGCUGAGCCCUGGCAGGGAUGGACCAGGACAAACAGGGAAGCCAAAGGAUGCCAAUGGCCAGUGCAGCAGCCUGGCCUGGGAGGCCAGGCUGUUUACCCUGGAGAUCUGACAGGUCUGUGCUCCCACAAGAGCAGUGUUGUUUUCAGAGCCCCUGGUGUCUGGUUUUGUUCAUCUCAGACUUAUUAUUUCACUCAUCUCUAAUAAAAGAUUUUUUGAUAAA
Messenger RNA from Camelus dromedarius (Arabian camel), 3874 nucleotides. RefSeq names its product ArfGAP with SH3 domain, ankyrin repeat and PH domain 3 (gene ASAP3). NCBI's taxonomy places the organism in Eukaryota, Metazoa, Chordata, Mammalia, Artiodactyla, Camelidae. The record is from RefSeq and is a predicted model, not a curated record. Gene Ontology annotation, molecular function: GTPase activator activity; protein binding. Gene Ontology annotation, biological process: regulation of stress fiber assembly; cell migration; positive regulation of GTPase activity. The transcript is spliced from 25 exons. Gene Ontology annotation, cellular component: intracellular membrane-bounded organelle; ruffle; focal adhesion. Bases 112 to 2739 code for a protein of 875 amino acids.